Molecule: messenger RNA, 1755 nt
Organism: Diaporthe amygdali
Lineage: Eukaryota; Fungi; Ascomycota; Sordariomycetes; Diaporthales; Diaporthaceae
Product: cytosolic fe-s cluster assembly factor nar-1
Exons: 1
Coding region: 1-1755 (584 amino acids)
Biological process (GO): iron-sulfur cluster assembly
Cellular component (GO): cytosolic [4Fe-4S] assembly targeting complex
Molecular function (GO): 4 iron, 4 sulfur cluster binding
Source: RefSeq, a predicted model, not a curated record
AUGUCCGCGAUCCUCUCAACCGACGCCCUCAACGACUUCAUUUCACCUUCCGUAGCCUGCAUCAAACCCAUCGAAAACCUUCCUUCUCAGCCCCAAGACGACCCCUCCGCCCUCGAAAGCGAAGUCAUUCUCGGCGGCCAGCAGCAACCCACAGGCUCUACAGCCACGUCCAACGACGGCCCUUCCAAGAUCUCCCUCACAGACUGUCUAGCCUGUUCUGGCUGCGUCACCUCCGCCGAGGCCGUCCUUGUCAGCCUACAGAGCCACAAUGAGGUCCUGAGUGUUCUAGAUGCGGCCCCGGCACUAAAGGUGCGCGGGCCUGAUGCGAGCGGGCGCUUCAGUGUCGACGGGCUGGAAGACCCGAACGCAAAGCUAUUCGUGGCCAGCGUAAGCCCGCAGACCAGGGCGAGCCUGGCUGCCGCCUGCGGGGCCGGCACGACGGAGAGCCAAGCAGGGAAUAUGAUUGAGGAGCUGCUGAAGGGCGAGCAGGGGCUUAGAGCCGGUGGCAAGUCCAACAAUGGAUUUUCUUGGGUGGUCGACACAAAUACGGCACGCGAGGCAUGUCUGGUGCUCGGGGCCGACGAGGUGCGGGAGGGCGACGCUGUCCUUUCAAAGCCAAUUCUCACGUCGUCAUGUCCGGGUUGGAUAUGUUACGCCGAGAAGACACACCCGCACGUUCUGCCUCACUUGUCCAGAGUGAAGUCGCCACAGGCGCUGAUGGGCACGCUCUUGAAGACGACGCUCAGUAAGAAGCUGGGAAUAACGCCUGAUCGCAUAUGGCAUUUGGCGGUCAUGCCGUGCCUUGAUAAAAAGUUGGAGGCCAGCCGGGAGGAGCUGACUGACAGUGUAUGGGCAGGCGAUGGCACGCCCGGCAGGGGAGUACGGGAUGUCGAUUGUGUCAUCACCAGCAAGGAGGUGUUGAUGCUCUCAGAAUCGCGAGGUAUUGACUUCUUUGGUCUACCCAAAACUCCAGUAUCACAAACGAGCCCUUCAUUCCCCGACCCACGGCUCCACAAGUUCCUCUUCCCCCAACGAAAGGGCCAGCGCCAGUCACCGGCUUCGGGUACUUCGGGCGGAAACCUUCAUUUCAUCCUGCAGGACAUGCUGUUCAGACAUCCCGGCGCACAACUCCAAGCUGUGAGGGGUCGAAAUGUGGAUGUGGUUGAGUAUGUUAUCGUCUCCCAGUCGGGAGAGCCAUUAUUCAAAGCGGCGAAAUAUUACGGAUUCCGCAAUAUUCAAAAUAUCGUCCGCAAGUUGAAACCAGCCAAGGCUUCAAGAAUGCCAGGGGGGAGGCCUUUUGGUUCCGCGAGAAAGCCCGCAGCGCAGGGCAAGAGCCUAGACUAUGGUUAUAUAGAGGUCAUGGCUUGCCCGGGCGGUUGCACCAAUGGUGGGGGCCAGGUGAAGGUGUCGGACGAUUUAAUCGUUGAGCGCAACGGCUGGACUUCUAACCCGGGCCCGGAGGAGCAGAAGCAGUGGUUGGCGCAGGUCGAUGAGGCGUACUUUUCUGCUUCUGACUCAGAGAUGGAGGACGCCGAUGUGUGUGCCUCGAAAGGAGGCGGCGCAGAAGAUUUGGUUGAUGGAAUUUCUCCUUCGUACAUUCGAGAUACCCUUGCGCAUUGGUCGGAUAUCACGGGCAUAGAUCUGGCGAGACUGGCGUGUACAAGCUUCCGGGAGGUGAUCAGUGACGUCGGGAAGGAUAACGACGACAAGGCAAACGUCGUCCAAUUGGCCGGAAAGAUUGGCGGAGGAUGGUAG